GGCGGGACACCGUGUCGUGGAUGGCCUUUUAUUUUUCAAAGUGAGCACUCCAAAUAUUCAUGAGUGGAUUCGUUUAGGAUGAAUGGAUUUGGUAGGUAUUCCUUUGUUGAAGCACUUUUCUUAAGCUAGUACGCUUUGUUGUCCUUCAAAUCUUGCGUCGCGCCUGAGGGAUGUAAAGGAAUUUCGUCCUGAUUGAUCGCACGAGUGCGCAAGCUCUACAGGGCGGUCUCCCACUUCGAGUGUUUAUUCGCUCGUAUUUGUUGAUAUAUUGGACAUUGAGACGUUGAAUAACUUUUGUAUCGGAGCACUCGUCAACGGGCCUCCUUCAUUCUUCGCCAUGGGGUCAGUUGAAUGAUCGUCUUUUUGUGGUCGGCUUUCAGGGUAAAAUUUCUGCACAGCACCAUACUACAUUAUGCAUUCAGUUCUUGGAUUGAGAAAACAAUGACCAAAAAAAUACAUUGCCAUUGGGAAAACAGAUUUUUUUUACAAUUGUAUGGGGCUGUGAGGAAAUUUUACCGCCUUCAGUAGGGUAAAGAAGGUUGGAUGGUGCGAUAUUAGGAGAACGGUUAAACAAUCGUCAGAGCGGAUUCACAGGAUAAACGAUACUAAAGUAUUAUCCAUCAGGCCCCGCCUGUUUUCUGUGUUUGUUUGUCUCAUUGUUUUUGGCUUCAUAUACUUUUGUACACAAAGGUUGCUAGGCAAUCCAUUACUUCAGAUGGUCUGAGUUUAGAGGUCAGAGUCACAUUUGGGUGGGGAUGGUUGCUGAUAGAUGAUAAAAUGUGGUAGGUUAGGGGUGAGGUUUGGGAUGAGGAACUUUGAUAUGAGAAGGAGAGUUAGAGAGGAUGACAAUGAUGCUGGUUGAUGCUGAUGAGGAGGACAAAUAAAUGACAAAGUCAUUCCUUUGACCCUUUAACUCCCACGAGAGACCAAGGUAGAUUUUCUCCUCAAUAUCAAUUCAAUAUCAAGCAGACAACUGAUGAGAAAAAAUAAAAAUAUCAGUAAGGGGUUUAUUAUUUAAUGCAGCACCAAAUUUUUCAAAUUGACAUCAUGAAAAUUGUAGAGCAGGUAAAAGGAGAAAUGCAAAAGAAAUGAGAUCUUAUGAGUGAAAGGGAAUUUUUUUUCCUUUAUGGUAUUUUUCUGGUAAAUAAUGAUUUCCUCUCUAACAAAUUAAAGUUACUGUAUUUGUCAUAAGCCCUGGAAUGAACUAAGCCAACUAAGAGCAAGUUAAAUAGAUAUCUUUCUUGGGAUUGACAUCUUUCUUGGGAUUGAUGUCUUUCUUGGGAUUGAAUUGUCAAUUUAACCUUCUAAUGGAAAACAAAACUGUAAUCACAUUGAGUGUUGUCAAUGAGGGACUGGCAGACUGUAUUGUUUACUCUUAACCCUUUUCUUUCAGAUGUUGGUGAACACAAGAGGGAGCUGAAGGACUUCAGUCUUUGUUUCUAUACAUCAGCAGCUAGUUUUGUACUCUGCUUGUUUUUAUUUUAUUUUGUGAGCCCAAGAUUCUCAGCACGGAUCUCCUCAGGAUACUGCGAGCUCAGUGUUGCCAAAAAAACUGACUGGGACACAAGGUGAUGAUGAUUAUUGACACGAUCAGACCCUCUGUCAUUUCUGUAAUCCUCUUUCCUUCCCUUGAAGUACCUGACCCUUAUCCUUUAACUCCAAAAAGUGUAUUAUAUCCACACAUUAUCCAGCAAACAGAUAAUGAGAAUACUCAAACUUAUCAUGCCAACCAACUUCUCAUAGCUAUUUUACAAGGGAAUUUGUAGUAGCUAGAGGAGAGAAUUUACAAUAAGAUCUUGAAGGUAAUGGGAUUAAUUCUUUAUGAUCAUAUUCUUUUCUACCCCUAUCAACCUAUCAACUUGUUUUGUUUUUUAUGGCUCCUCCACAUCCACACUAACUUGCAUUUCAAUUGGACAAGUCAUUCAAAACUGUGGAUUAGAUUAUAAAUUGCCUGUGACAAAAACUACUUUUCCCUAGCUCUCCACUUUUUAACAGCUUCAAUCCCUUCCCACUUUUUAUCUUGGUUCAGCUUUUCCUUCCCUUGUUUUCAUUCAUUUUGCUUCUCUUCCACCUCCAUCCAAAAUAAUAAUGCAAGGGAGCUUUCUAGACUAGUCAAUCUCCACAGUAUUCUUAACUUUAAAAGGCUUCAUUUAUAGGCAAAUGUCUUAUUAUCAUUCAAGAAAAUGUCUACACAGUAGGUCAAGGUGGAAAUGACACAUUAAGGACUCCUGCUACUCCCUUUGAGUGGUUUGAAUUUGUACUGAAUUUAUUCAAUGAACUCUUUCACUCCCAUGAAUGACCAAAACAGAAUUUCUCAUUACAAUGUCACUACAAACUCAAGCAGACACGUGAUGAGAAUAAAGAAAAAUAUCAAUUUGGGGAUUAUAAGUUGAUCUAAUUCCAAGUUCUUCAAACUAACAUGUAGGCAUUGUAUGGAAGACAGUAAGGGGAACUACUAUUGAGAUCUUGGGAGUGAAAGGGUUAAGCUUCCUGGGUGCUUAUUAAAUGUUUGGACCUUAAAAGUGGGCACUUAUUCAAGGCUAAGUGCUUACUAUAUUUUCACCAUGUCAGCAUUUACGGGUAGUUAAUUUAUUUUGCAACGAAAAAGUAAACAAUUAAAUGUGAAGAAUUGUAGCAUAGACAGUGAAUGUAGAGAUUGUAAGCCUGUAAGGAAAUAAUAAUUAGUACUUCCCUUGUGCAUUUCACAUGUUAGUGAUAUAUGUUUUCUGAGUGAGGCACAGUCAGAACAAAAUCAAUUUGUAAACAACAUUGUAAAAUGAAUCUCUACAUAGUAAGUGGGAAUUUUUCAACUGUUUAUAACAAGAAGCUUUUCCUCUUCUGCAGGAUUGGUUCAAAUUUGCAUGCAGUGGUUGUCAGCACAAUCAGUUUGUAUUGCUUCAUAUUUGAUGUGGAAACAGCUUCCAAUCCUAUCAAGUAUGUUCCAUUUGUUUGUAAGCAGAUUUUGUCAAGUUUUUAAUGAUGAUGAACUUUAUUUAACAAGGGUUCAUAGCACAGUGUAAACGGAUGAAAUAAUGAACUUUAUUUAACAUGGGUGCAUAUAGCGUGAACUGAUAGAAAUAAUGACCAUCAGCAAAAAUGUGUAUAAAAAACAUCUGUAAAAUAGUUACACUUGAUUAAAACUAUAUGAAGGAAAACCAAGAUUAUCUGGACUUGUGAAUGGUCCAGAUUAUGGAGAUUCCUGAGUCCCCCCCAAUAAAAACUGAAUUCAGUAUACAAUAUUACAAAAUAAUUCCAUUCUUAAAAAAGUGCAUUCUCAAAUCAUUGUGCAUCAUUGAUAAAAAAUUUGCCAAAAUAUUUCAAAGAGUGUUUUACAACAAUGUUUCACAACCUAAAAUGCUGAUGUGAAUCAGUUUGUUCAAGCUGCUACAGCAUAUUGCACAUCCCAAGUUCUAUCAUUCUUUGAAGUUGGAUUUAUGGAAAAAGUUGUUACAUAUCUUGAAUGUGACUGAUAAUACAACUUAUAUCUGUGGAAACAAAAGGGAGCAGAGAGGGAAGUGGGAAUGAUCAAAAAAAUUUGAAUUUGAAAUUGAGGUCUGAACAGUCAUGGUUCAACUGUAUUAAUUUAGUUUUGUAAAUCAUCAUCUUUAAUAUGUUUACUUCAGUUGUCUUCCUUUCUUUAUAGAAAUGAUGGUGUGUUAGUAAGAGUUGGAGUAGCUAUUACAUUGGGGUACCUUUUAGCAGGUAUAUGUAAACAAUAGCCUCUAUUUGGUGCAAAAAUAUGCACAGAUAUCUUUCCAUGGACAUUAUCUGUUCCAAAACACUAACAGUUUUCUGAUAGUGAAGCUGGCGGGAAACUGUGAGCUUCUGUCACAUGCAUUUAGGCCAAUUGUGUGCAAGCAAAAAUAUUUGAUGGAUCAUAAGCCUUUGAGUACAUAAUAUGCAUAUAUUAUAUGCUUUAGAUAUCAUUUUAUAAAAUGCAAUGGUACAAGUGGAAUAGCUGGUAAAAUUAAAAAAAUAAACAAGCUAACUAGCAAAAAUCAGUAACUAACAAAAUCAGGGUCAUUGAAAAGUUCUCUGACAGAUUUGUAAGUAAAUAUGUCCCAUUUUUUAGUGCAGACAAAAUUAUCACUGAUAGCCUAUUCCUGCAGGCUGGCUGAUCUUUGAUGUUUCCAGCUUCUCAGAGUUUCCCACUCACUGAUGAUUCAUCUGACAUGAAAUGUUUAUCAUUAAUUUUUUCAAUAUUGGUUACUAAUUUGUCAGACAGUAUAAAGUUCAAUAAUUAUUCAACUUUUGCUUGAGACACAAUGAAAGCUUUGAUAACACGGAGUUCCACAGGGGGUGCUGGCAUUCACAAUUAUUUUUACCAAGGAAUCACCAUAGGACUCCAAGUUUCUAAAAAUUAGGGUAUUAUGUCAGAAUUUUUAAAACUUUAACCUCAGAUGUAGUUAUUACAUAGCAUAUUGACCUGCGCAAACUAGCAUCUGCUGUCUGCAGGUCAAAGGAGUAUUUUGUGUUUAUGAGAAGAUAGAUAAAGUGCAAAUUGAAGUGAAGUGAUCCCUAGUAUGCCAUAAAUAAACAAUCAGUCUAUCAGAAAUAUUCAUGUACUUUACAGAUGAUAAACAUUUUUUCAAACUAAGUAUCAUAAUUGUCACCAAAAUUCAAAUUUACUGUCUAAAAAUUAUUCAAUUUUUCUUGUUGAUUAUUUCAGAUUUCCUCAUCAUAGUCUGGUCCUACAAGUACAUUGGAGAUUUGUUUACUUUGGUUCACCACCUCAUGGCAAUAUCAGCAUAUUAUUUUGUUGUGGUAAGACUGUUUUACACUGUUUAUGUGAACAGAUACAGUACCGCUCAUUAACAAAAGAAACAACAACCAAGCUGUGGUCACCAGUGACUAUGAUAUUUAGUCCCCUACAAUAGAAAGAUGUAUGGAAAAUACUCCAACACUCUACCAGCAAUGAUUGUAACAUUACAAUUAUAGUUAUAAUAAAUUAUUAACAGUAACUUUUUUAAGUCUUUAGCAGCUAAAUAAUAAAGGCUGUUUUCAUAAUUAUAAGUCUCAUACUGAUAAAUGAAUAAUUCUGAUACUCAAGUUAGGUUGAGGAAUCAAUUUUCCUUUGUAGGUCAGUGGUGUUUUGCCUUACUUUGCUAAUGUUCGUCAACUUGCAGAGAUCUCCACCCCAUUUGUGAAUCAGAGGUUAGUUUGUUUGAGAAUUAAUUUGCAAUGACAUUUAUAGUUCUCACCAGAUCUGUGUUCUGUAUAUUUUCAUGUCUUACUCCCCUAAACACUGAGGUACCUGUACAUGUCACUCUCAUGCUAUCAUGUGACUUAGUUUUCUUUUCAGUCUACCCAGUCACUGUAAAAUUUUAGUGGUAAUGAGAUAAGUAAAUAUAAUGGAAAAUGGAAAUUGGAAAAUGAUUGUGGCUUGAUACUUUAAAGAAUUUAUCAGAACAUCUAAUUAUUACAAAGUUUGAGUAAGGAAGUUAUGGAUAUGGCAGGGUGGCAAAGAGUGUCUUCGACACCGUGAAAACAACAUUCAGGUGUGAGAUAACAAAGAGGGUCAUGUUUACAGUAAAUACAAUAAUAUGCAUGAGGCUUUUGUUCAAAACAGCAGAACUACAUGUGUAAUUUGAGCAAAGUUUCGCUUGAGAUUAUCAAAAUCGUGAAAAAUUAAUGGCAGGAAAACUCCUUGAUCCUUGAACUUUUUGAGAAUCAAAGAUCAAGGAUUGAGUUUCAAGGGACCUACCUUUGAGUUGUGUUGUAGGUGCACACUCGUGUAUCUUUUAACACUUUGUUAUAUUUUCUUUGAUUUUUACAUCUCUUGGCUUCCCAAAGGUGGUUUUUUGAUGCUGUUGGUCAUCACAGGUCAUCUAGCAGCUUCAUCAUCAAUGGAUAUGUUAUGGGUGCUUCUUUCUUUUUCUGCCGUAUACUAAUGAUGCCCAUUUACUAUUACAAGUGUUAUUUGGUCUGGGGAAGUGAAGAACAACUGCAGCUGGGUGCACUUAUCAAUUUUUUCUGGAUUUCUACCUGCAUUGUGCUGGACAUAAUAAACUUAUAUUGGUUUACCAAGAUAGUCAAGGGUGCGAUGAAGCUGACUCAAAAGCUUAAAGAUCGUAAAGACUGACAAUGAAUUAUGUAAAUGUUACAAUAUUGUAUACUUGUUAUAUCAUGUGGCCCGAGUUGCGUGAAGGGCAGAUGAGGCUAUCCACAGGAUAAAUUACUGCUGAUGGAUAGCAUAGUACAUUUAUUAACACUUACCUGCUGGAUAGCGAUUUAUUCAGUGGAUAACACUAUCUGCCUUUUGAACAACUGGGCCUUGAUCUUUAUGCAAUUUUUUAUGAAUUCCAUGUUCAAUUUUCACUGCCUUACACCCACGCGUUCAUUGAUCCCCAUUUUUUGUUUUCGUUUCUUUAUUUGUUUGUUUUGUUUUUUGUUCGUUUGUUUUGUUUUUGUUCGUUUGUUUGUUUUGUUUGUUUGGAUUUUUGAGAGCCAAUUGUUUUUUCCUUUUUUUAUUUCCUCUUAUUGUGGAAGAAUAUAACGUUAGCUAUUGCCAGUUAUUGUCAAUCUGUCAAGAUAUAGGAUGAGUGUUUUACUUGUGUAUGGGUAAGCUAAAAUCUAUGUGGAUUGACCUACGUGAAGGCUAAAAAAUAUAUUACAAAGAUAGAAGAAAACCCUAAUUUUUAUGAAUUACUUACUUUAUGACAGCAUUUUUUAUGUACAAUUUCUCUAAAAUUUAUUGCAAAUUAUGUUUAUAUUAUUGUUAGAAAUAAGAAUUUUAUUGUUAUUGUCAAUCAGUCUAGAUUUGGGAUGAGUUGUUUAUUUGUGAAUGGGUAAGCUAAGAUUUGUGUAGAUUAACCUACUUGACAGCUAAAAAAUAUAUUACAAAGAUAAAAAGCAACAUUACCCUAAUUUUUAUGCAUUACUAACUUCAUGAUAUAGCAUUUUUUAUGUACAAUUUCUCUAAAAUUUGUAGCAAAUUAUGUCUAUUAUUUAUCAUUAGAAAUAAGAAUUUUGAACUUUUGACAAAUAUAUUUAUAGUGUUUAUUUAGAGUAGCAG
Molecule: messenger RNA, 7015 nt
Organism: Pocillopora meandrina
Lineage: Eukaryota; Metazoa; Cnidaria; Anthozoa; Scleractinia; Pocilloporidae
Source: the annotation of a GenBank genome assembly